CCGCCCUGCCCGCUGGGAUGGCGGUGGGGGAAGCCGACCAGACACCGCGGAGAAGGCAGGUUGGUGGGCGGCCAUUGCGGCGCCGGGGCCAGGUUCUCCCUCCCUCAGCCGCGCGGCUCCGCGGAGGGAUUUCCCGCCCCCGCCGACACAAAAUGGAGGGGCUGCGCGGAGGCGUCGUCGCCCCGCCAAAGUCCCGGCGGCGCGAGGGAGGCUGCUGAGGGCCGACCCCUCUUUUCCCCUCAGCCGUGCGCCACCGCCGGUAAAUGCCCAGCAACCGCCUGAGCUGAGGUGUGUUUCUUCACGGCACGACAGGUCCCAAAGCCUUCCACUCCAGCUCGGCCUGCAGACCUGACAGGAAUCAGGUUGAUCAAAAAUGACCAGCAGCAAUGGCUGGCUUCCGAGUGCUGGAAUCCCCACCUUUGACCCCCUGCAAAAGAAGACUUUGCCAGCUCGGGCUCUUAGGCAGCCGCCCUCAGAGACGAUUUCUCAGUCUGAGCCUGUAAAGCCAAAACUGCCACCUUCUGAGAGGUGCAGUCUACCAAAGGAGAUGCAAAAUCCAGAUCAUGCACCCCUGUUGUCACCACUUAGUCCAAAGAAAGCCCUGGAGGAGUUUAUUGCAAGAUACAAACAGGGAGCAAUAAACCCAGUAUCUGCCUUGCAUCAGUUUGCACAAAUGCACAAUGUACCACUUGAGUUGAAAGAAACUAGCGUGGCAGGUAAUAUCAUAAGGCCUUAUUUUGCCUUUUGUGCUGUGGUAGGCGGUGUUAGCUACAAGACUGGACUGGGAAAAAACAAGAAGGAAUCCAAAUUAAAUGCAGCUAAACUGGCUCUUGACGAGCUACUUAACUUGGCCUAUACAGAGGAAAAGGCUUCUGAGAAUUCAGAUCAUCCCUGUAUUCCUGCUGAGCACCAAACUCCAGCAAACUCUGUUCGUGUUUCAAGGAUCUGUUUUGAAGGAAGACAGCUUAUAUAUCAAAAACUUUCAGAAACGCUUAAAGAAGUAUUUAACAGCCUGACUACCAAACAUCCUGAGUACCAAAGUUGUGGCAGUUCGCUGGCUGCCUUCAUCAUUGAAAAAGGCGGACAGCAUGAAGUUGUAGCGCUAGGAACAGGAGAAUGCAAUUACAGUCAGUGCUUUCAACCUUGUGGAAGAGUGUUGUAUGACAGCCAUGCCAUUGUUAUUGCAAGACGUUCUCUACUUCGGUAUUUUUAUAGACAUCUUUUGCUGUUCUAUAAUGAAAAUCCAUCAAGGACAGAGAAAUCCAUAUUUUGCACCGCACCAGGCUCGAAGCUGCUUACCCUGAAGCAAAAUACAACUAUCUUUCUCUACAUGAAUCAGCUUCCAAAAGGAACUGCUCAGUUAAAAUCACAGAUACAUCUCAAUCCACAGUCUAUAUCUGCUUACGAAACUAAUGAAGAACUGAGUCUCCAUGUUGCUAUAGAAGGCAAGAUUUACCUAACUGCUUGUUGUCCACCUAAAACCAUUAGAGCAAGCAGUAUGUCAGCUAGUGACAAAUUAACAAAAUGGGAAGUGGUUGGUGUUCAGGGAGCCUUACUGAAUCACUUCAUUGAACCAGUAUAUAUCAACAGUAUUCUUGUUGGAAAUGGAAAUUGCAAGGAUACAAGAGGGCUAGAAAUAGCUAUAAAACAGCGUGUUGAUGAUGCGCUUACAUCAGAGCUUCCUAUGCCUUACCUGGUCAACAGAUCUCAUAUUUACUUGGUAACUGCUGCACACCCAAUUCAAAUAGAUGUUGAACAGAGGUUUCUUAGUUUGAAUUGGUCGUUGUCAGAUUCAUCACUGGAGGUUGUGGAUGGAUUAAAUGGAAAAACCACUGAAAGUUCACCAUUCAAAAGUGGCACUUACAUGGCCAGUCGCCUUUGCAAGGCGGCAAUGUUCAGCCGUUUCAGAUUGCUUGCUAAGAAAGCAGAGCGGAAUGAUUUGCUUCAAGUUGCAACGUACCAUGAAGCUAAGAUUCAAUCUGAAUUGUACCAACAAGCUAAGAACUUGCUGCAAAGCUACUUGGAGCAACAUAGUUACGGAUCCUGGAUUGUGAAGUCUCCGGAUAGCGAACAGUUCAGUGACUGACUGUGAGGCGGGUUGUACGUGAAGUCAGUUGGGAUGAUUUCUUGCAGUAAAAUGUCAUUCUGAUUAGUAAAAUGUUUAGCCGUAGGGUUCGUAUUUGCAGCAAGAAAAUAAUUUCAGAGGUUUUUUUGUCAAUUUAAAUGCUGUUAUUAAACCAUCUGUAACAGUUUAGUCUUUUCCAAAAGUUGAUGUUUUCUUACAGAUAGGAGUAUCUAACAGCUUUCCAUAUCUGUUUUGUUUUGCCCACCAAGGCCACCUCCCUCACCUCCACUCCCACCCCAUGGAGUUACUAACAUGUUUUUUUCCUUGUAGUUUCAGGAUUGAUGUGUAUUGAUUUCUUCUUUUUCCUCACCUUUUUCAUAACUGUCUUUGAGAAAGAAAAAAAAAAUCAGUAAAAGUUGGAUCUCUUUGAAAAAAAAAAAAAGGUAGACCAAUGUGAGAAUCGCUCUGAGAAACAAAAAUUGGCAAUCUGUGCUUUAUCUGUAGGCAUCCUUUCCUGGUCAUUUUUAGACUUUUGUUUAGCAUGGGUUUGCCAACUGGCUUGUUGUUUACUGUAUAUUGUUUGUAGUAGAAGGGUUAAAAAUAAUCUGUGUGCUUCCAAAUAUGAAACUUGGAAUUACCAAACUGUUACUCAACCGUUUGGUGACAGUUGGUAUUUUUGAUAGUGGAUAUAAAGCAUUAUAAAGGUGUCAAACCUGUUAAUUACAGAUAGUGUGAUGUAGUACAGAAUUCACCAGAAACAUGGCCCCUUCAACUUCUGUGAGCUCCCCUGAAAACCCAUCAGAUGUUAGUGCUUGUAGAUGAGUUGGAUUUCUUCACCCACAGACUACUUUAUCCUGUACUGACGUGUCCUCACAAAAUUGUCUGCAUACAGAAUAAUUUGAAAAAUGUUGCCUAUCGAGAGGGAAGUUGCUUCCUUGUGAGUGAUGGUAAGAAUAUGGUAACAUUAUGAUAAUGUUUAAAAGGAUGUUGUUAAGUACCAUACUUGGGGUUUGUGUGGUGUGAAACGUUAGUGUAUUUGAGCUAGACUGUACACUUCCAUUGUGUUACUCGAUGUUGGUAUUAUCAUACAGUGGGAAGCUGUUAUGUGGUGUUUACAUACACCAGUAGUAGUAUAGGGCUGUAGUCAUGUUUCAGCUUCUUAUCACAAGAGGAUUCUAAAACAAAAACCUCCUUCUGGUGUUUUUUUUUUCCUUACUCUGUUUUUCUAAGUACUGUGUGGAGUCUUCACUGGAGCCAAUCUUAAGUUGAUUUUCAAGUUGUUGAAACUUACUGGCUUGUUACUACCCUGUCCUUGACCUUUG
Chroicocephalus ridibundus (black-headed gull) is the source of this 3387-nucleotide messenger RNA. It is a transcript of the gene ADAD1, whose product is annotated as adenosine deaminase domain containing 1. Bases 374 to 2086 code for a protein of 570 amino acids. Gene Ontology annotation, cellular component: cytoplasm; nucleolus. The record is from RefSeq and is a predicted model, not a curated record. Gene Ontology annotation, molecular function: double-stranded RNA adenosine deaminase activity; double-stranded RNA binding; tRNA-specific adenosine deaminase activity. NCBI's taxonomy places the organism in Eukaryota, Metazoa, Chordata, Aves, Charadriiformes, Laridae. Gene Ontology annotation, biological process: adenosine to inosine editing; RNA processing. The transcript is spliced from 12 exons.